CACCGGAAGGAAAUCUUUCCUUCGCGACACAGGUCGGUUGCUGGGCAACAGGAGGAAAACUUACUGAAAGAUGGCGGAAGAAAACAUUUCAGCCGUUAGGAAGAAGAUAACGGCCGAAUUUCAGCUGUUUGACUACGAGAACAACAACACGGUGGACGUCCGGGAGAUUGGGACCAUUAUAUAUUCUCUGGGCUGCUUCCCCACUCAAGCAGACAUACGCGAAUUCAUAGCCGAGGUGGAAGAGGAUAACUCAGAAAUUGUACAUCUGGAGAAGUUUCUUCCAGCUAUGACCAAAGUCCUGUUGGAGAACAAGUUUCCUCCCAUCCCUCGGACCAAGAUUUUACAGGCUUUCAAGGUUCUGGACAGAGACCAGAACGGUUACCUUCAACCUGAAGAGCUGACAAAGUAUAUGAUGGAGAAAGGUGAGCCUUUCACUCAAGGGGAGAUGGAUGAGAUGCUAAAAACACACACUCAUCGACAGGAGAAUGUUAUAUAUUACCCAAAGAUAAUCGACAAACUCAUCGUUGAUCCUGGCAUGUAGGAAGAGUCAGCCAAAGCUGUUUCAUUAGAUAUUAUAGUGCCUGUACAGUGUAUAAUACACUUAUUGAAAAUAAUCCAGCCUGUUAUGCUGGGAUAACUUUUAAUGUUUUAAAUUAUUUCUCAGGUGGCACAUAAGCCUGCUAUGGCAAGACCUCAAGUAAACAUGGGCUUAAUUUAAAUUGUCACCCUUGCAAGAGUUUCCAGUUUGAUGUGUUGAGUUGGCUUUACUUAGUCUCUUCUCAAGCAGAUAGCCUGAGUAAUUCACCAGUUAUCAGCUGAUUGUACUCGUGUUGCUCCAUAGAGAACAGAACAGCCAGAAAGUGUGCCGUUCUACUAAAUGUAAAAGUUUUUAUUAUUCUAUCUUAGUGAAUUUGAUAUAUCAAAAUAAUAAAGACUUUUGGGUUUUAAGUCAAA
Molecule: messenger RNA, 954 nt
Organism: Girardinichthys multiradiatus
Lineage: Eukaryota; Metazoa; Chordata; Actinopteri; Cyprinodontiformes; Goodeidae
Product: dynein regulatory complex protein 8-like
Exons: 7
Coding region: 71-541 (156 amino acids)
Molecular function (GO): calcium ion binding
Source: RefSeq, a predicted model, not a curated record